This is a messenger RNA of Salpingoeca rosetta, 1043 nucleotides long. RefSeq lists its product as uncharacterized. Gene Ontology annotation, cellular component: cytoplasmic exosome (RNase complex); nuclear exosome (RNase complex). Gene Ontology annotation, molecular function: RNA binding. The coding region runs from base 62 to 856 and encodes 264 amino acids. The record is from RefSeq and is a predicted model, not a curated record. Lineage: Eukaryota; Choanoflagellata; Craspedida; Salpingoecidae. Gene Ontology annotation, biological process: TRAMP-dependent tRNA surveillance pathway; CUT catabolic process; U4 snRNA 3'-end processing. The transcript is spliced from 6 exons.
UUUGCGUUGCUGCCAACAAAUUUUCCCAACUUUGGUUGUGCGACAGGCGACAGGCGAAGCGAUGGUGCACGUUGAAGCGGCUGCGGUGGGGGACGAUGCGUGCAGCGUGUUUGUGGCACCAGGCGAUACGGUGGAGGUGGCGCCCGUGGAGGUGAAGGGGGAGAAGGACGCCGCGCUGAGGAUAGGGCCGGGCCUGACGGUGAUCCCAGAGACACAGCUGCGUGCCGCAGGCGUCCUUGACGGCGACGCUAGCAGCAGCGGCAACACGGCGAUGUUGCAGGUGGUGGUGCCCGGCGAUUUGCGCAGGAAGGGCAACAUGGUCUGGGUCGACGGCGUCCACAAGCGGGCGCUGCCGGCUGAAGGCGAUUAUGUGAUUGGGAUCAUCACGGGCACGCCUGGCGAAAACUACAACGUGGAUAUUGGCGGCUCCUGCAAUGCCACCCUUCACAACCUGGCGUUUGAAGGCGCAACAAAACGCAACCGCCCCAGAUUAAAGGUUGGCGAUCUCGUGUAUGCGAGGGUACAGCUCAUGCACAAGUACAUGGAACCAGAGCUCACAUGCGUACACGCCAGCGGCAAAGCGCAAGGGAUGGGCCUGCUGGAAGGCGGGUUUCUGUUUGAGAUCUCCCUCGGUCUCUCCCGCACGCUGCUGUCGCGUGGGUGUGCGGUGCUGCAUGCGCUCGGGGCGGAGCUGCCGUUUGAGAUCACCAUUGGCCGCAACGGGCGCGUGUGGGCCAAGGCGGCGCGCGCGUGCGAGACGAUGCUGGUGGUCAACGCCAUCAGGGCCAGCGAGCGCCUCAGCGCAAAGCACACGCGCGAGCUCGUCAAGGAAAUGGCCCGCAAGAUCAGAUCAUAGCGGCAGCGUGGAUGCGCGAGCGGAGGGUGUGUGCGUAGUGGUGGUGGUUGUGUGUGUGUGUGUGAGGUUGCUUCGUGUCUCUCUUCCUUCACAUCAAAUUGUUUCCAUGUCACGGUCUGCUGUGGCUGUGUCGAUCAUCAAAGUCUUGAUUAGUGAACGAACGACACACGUAAACGCGCCGACCAAG